Aegilops tauschii subsp. strangulata is the source of this 2033-nucleotide messenger RNA. RefSeq lists its product as uncharacterized. Gene Ontology annotation, biological process: plant-type secondary cell wall biogenesis. The record is from RefSeq and is a predicted model, not a curated record. Lineage: Eukaryota; Viridiplantae; Streptophyta; Magnoliopsida; Poales; Poaceae. Gene Ontology annotation, cellular component: plasma membrane.
GCCAAGUGACGCUGAUGGCUGCGAGGCUCUAGAAGGAGCGCUAGUUGCUCCCAGCUUAACAGGCAAGGAGAAGGUCGCUCCGCACUCAGAUUCUUUUUCCUCUUCCUCAAGCCCACAAGCAACCUUCCGACCUCUCCUCUCUCCCCUGUGCUCUCCGCCGCCGCCGUCCUGCCUCACCCCAUCUCCUUCCCUUGUCCGGCGCUCCACCCAUCCGCUCUCCCCAUUUUUGUGCGAAACCCGCGAUGGCGGCGGCUGAUUGAUGUGGGAUUUGGCGGUAGCGACGGGGGCCUCAAGCAGGGAUACGAGGAGAAAAGAAGAUGGUCCUAGAGCACGAGGCGGGGAUCCAAAAUAGAUCCCGGGAUCAGCAUCAUGGCCGCGGAGACAACGGCCUUCUUUUUUUUUGUUUGGCGGAAUGACAAAGGCCUUCUUCGACUCCAGACUGACCGCAGCCACGACGUUCCCGUGUGCCUCGCGGCGAGGUGGGCCAAGCUGGCGCAUACGGCAAAGAGCGGCUGCGGCACCAGUGGAGCUGCGGCUGGUGGUGGAUGGCCGCGAAAUCGACUGGUGGCGCCGUCGUGGAAAGCUUCCACGCUCUGCAGCCGCACGGCGAGUCUUCCUCCUCCUCCUGCUGGGUCACAGAUUAGUUCAAUAUACUGUUAGUGAGCGAGCAAAGGACGAAUAAUUAUUAGCAGGUUCCUGUUCUUGACACUCCUGAUGUUGUUUUCUAGAGCAAUGCUAUUGCACGCUAUGGUAUAUAGUUGCGAUAGGCUAGGCACUGGGUCUGGAGUUGAAGGCCGGCCGCCGGCCAAAAACCCUCCUUUUGCCAUUCUCAUCUCCAUGCUCCUCGGUGUUCUCACUUCUCAGGGCCGGAGAAGCACAAUGGCGUCGCUCGCCGGAGCCGCACUCGCCUCCUGCAGCAUCCUUCUCCUCCUGCUCGUCUCCUGCGCCCAGGGCCAGGGGCAACCACCCGAGGCGCCGGAGGAGGCUUGGCCCGAGGGGCAACCACCGGAGGCGCCGGAGGAGGCUUGGCCCGAGGGGCAACCACCGGAGGCGCCGGAGGACGCUUUGACGAUGCUCUUGUCCAAGGGCGGGUGCGGCGCCUUCGCCGGCCUCGUCGCUGCGACGGCCGGCGUGGGCGACGCGUUCCGCGAGCAGAUCGGCAGCGACCUGGGGCUCACCAUCCUCUGCCCCGACGACGAGGCGGUGGGGACGUUCAUCCCGAGGUUCCAUGGUCUCACCGUCGACGAGCAGGUCGCGGCCCUCCUGUACCACGGCCUGACGAUGGCUUACUCCGAGGAGCUGCUCAGCUGGGUUCACCGGGAGGUGUUGACGCUUGAUGGGGAGCAGAUGCUCACCGUCCGUCACCACAGAGGCAGGGUGAUACUUUCUUCGUGGCCGCAGUCGACACGGAACAAGGCCAGGAUCACCAAGACGGUCGUCGACGACGACCAUCUCGCCGUCUACCUCAUCGACGCCGUGCUGAUUCCGGCAGAUCUCAAGCGUCGAAGAGUUGUGGCACUUAUCGUCAUUAUUAUUCUGGUACUUGUUGUCGGCGGGCUCGUGGCGUUAUUCUUGCGGUUUCAUGCACUUGUAUAUCUUGGUUCUCUUGUGUGCCGGCUGACAAGAUGGUGUAAGGGUCGCGCUGCUGCCUACGCUUCGGCCGCCCGUGUCACUCCACAUGGGCAAGGACAACAAGAACAUUAGUCUGUGGCCGCUUCGGAGUGCCUCGCCUCCCCGGGUCGUUCCUUCGUACUUAUUUCCGUUCGUGGUGACAGAUUUCACGGGUGUUUCCUCUGUCUUCGAUGCAUAUAGUGGUGUUCAGCGGGGUGGUGGCAUGGUCAGUUGAUGAAACUGCAGGAUCUAGAUCGUGUUAUUUUUCUAUGCAUAUAGUAUACUUAUAUAUAUCUUUUGCCGGGAACACUUUCUAUGUAUUUUGUGUUUACUUACUUAUGGAUCUAGGCUUCGUUUGAUGUAACGAGAUACUGGUGACCAUGAGUUCGAUAUGUAGUGGAGUAGUAGCAUUGGAACUUCUA